Molecule: messenger RNA, 990 nt
Organism: Schistocerca gregaria
Lineage: Eukaryota; Metazoa; Arthropoda; Insecta; Orthoptera; Acrididae
Product: cysteine and histidine-rich domain-containing protein 1-like
Exons: 1
Coding region: 1-990 (329 amino acids)
Source: RefSeq, a predicted model, not a curated record
AUGCGCACCGACAGCAGCCCGCUAUCGGAAACUAAAAAAUGCGUCAACCAUGGCUGCGGAAGCACCUUCACGGAAGGAACCAACAGCGACAAAGCAUGUCGAUACCAUCCUAUGGCACCUAUUUUUCAUGAAACUAUUAAGAGAUGGCCUUGUUGUGAUUCAAAAUCUGACGAUUUCGAUGAGUUCUUGCGCAUUGCUGGCUGUACUGUCGGUUUUCAUCGUACAAAAACAAACGGUACAAAUUUGUCACAAGCGCAGCAACCGUCCUCUGAUUGUCCUUUAAAGUCUUCUGAUAUUACCUCUCAAUCCGCAUUACCCGCUGCUACCGAGGCGGCUUCGGCCGUGUCACCUUCUAACACGGCCGCACGUAGUUCAAAACCCACAUUUCAAAACGAGUCGUCGACUGCGAAGCAACAGGUUGAAAUUAUCGAAGAGCCAGACGACCCCUUGGAUGCAGUUAUCGAGCCUGGAGCUAAGUGUCUACACUCUUUUUGUUCGGCUGUAUUUUCGGGCGAUUCCUCUCGCACGGAGCCUUGCGUCUACCAUCCCGGAAUCGCUGUUUUCUACGAAGGCAGCAAGUACUGGAGCUGUUGCAGACCCCGCGCCGGGGAAUUUGAAGAGUUUUUGAAAAUACCAGGAUGCAAAACUGGACGUCACAAAUUUUUGAAGUCUGGUGCACCGACAGACCCAAACUUUGUUGAGUGCCGCCGUGACUACUACCAGUUAGGAGACCAAAUGUGCGUAUGCGUAUACGGCAAGAACAUGAACCCUAAGUCGUCUUCUGUCACCUAUUGUACCCAAUCCGUAAAAAUCGACAUUCAGUUUUUAAACGGCAAAACAUAUUCAGCCUUUAUACCGCUGUUCUCGCAAAUUGUCCCGGAAGCGUGCACACAUGAAUGGCUUCCAACCAAAUUAGAGAUUAAAAUGAAAAAAUGCCACCCAGGCCCCUGGACCAAGCUAGAAUCUGAAGAACCUAUUUCGACGAAUUAA